AUGGCUGGCAGGCUCUUUCGUUGGCAGGGCGCCGUGCGCCAAUCGGUCAUCUUGCAGACUCGCGGCUACGCUUCAAAGUCAGCGAUUCCAACCUUUUCCCCGUCCUCUUCCUCCGAAUUGAACGAGGCCCUCGACCGAUUCCGACAAGACCUCUUCAUUCCGUUCGGCAUCCCGAAAAGACAGCGAAUGAGCAUGUUCAGGGAGAAGCACGCGCAGCGAUUGAGGGACGAGCCUAUCACCAUCAACAUCAGCGAAACGGAGGAAUAUACUUUGCAGCCCAAGAAGUACAUUGAGACCCCAACGAAGAAGGAAGCCAUCCAGGUCAUUAAAAUGAUGCAAGCCACCGAGGACUAUAAGAAUUUCAUUCCCUUUGUCAGUGCGCUGUGGGGGUCCCAGUACGUUUUGAAAGGAGACCGCUGGCAACAAAUCAUGCGCAAGGCUCGCGAAGCCGGCAAGCUUCAUCUUAUCGUCGAGUGCGCCAGGCAAUCGGGGAGCACUGGCCUGCGUCUCCGGAAUUCGGACGUUGUGCGGAGUCUUUUCUUCGAACUUCACCUGGCUGCUCAAAAGGCAGACUUCAAGGGCCCGGAGAUUGCCAAGACCCUGAAUAUGGCCAAGCAGGCAGUGGAUAUUAUGGACGCCGACCUCCCGGACCACUCAUACAGCGAUUCUUCCAAAAACCCGAAGAGCCAACCGAUCGUCGUCGCUACUCUUUUGGAGCUGAGUGCCGCUCGCGCUAUCAACGAUUUCGCUGGCAAGGACCAGGCCAAAGAAGUCAUGGGCUACGUGCAGAAGCUUCUCGCAGUUGCCCCCAAGGGCAAGUACCAAAACGCCCCCACAGAAAAGACUCCCCGCAUGGAGGUCAACCACUGGCUGCAUGAGGCCAUCACAGUCUAUAAUGGAUUGCAACUGAGUCUUACGAUCCAUGGCCUCGCUGCUGACAGGGCACUUCACCGCGAUGUGUCUUCUCGCCUCGACGAAGUGAAGAAGUCGCUGAAGGAGCUGCUCGAGGAUCCCGCGCACCAGGACAAAGAUACAUCGUACUGGAACCUCGCUCGGGAUCUGCUUCAAGGUUAG
Penicillium cinerascens is the source of this 1074-nucleotide messenger RNA. RefSeq lists its product as uncharacterized. Lineage: Eukaryota; Fungi; Ascomycota; Eurotiomycetes; Eurotiales; Aspergillaceae. The coding region runs from base 1 to 1074 and encodes 357 amino acids. The transcript is spliced from 2 exons. The record is from RefSeq and is a predicted model, not a curated record.